AUGGGUGUCAAAGGUUUGAGUGCUUUUUCCGAGAUUCUCGACGUUUUUCUACCUCACUCAGUUGUUAUUGGUGCAAUGCAUACAGUUUUCUUAUGUCAUUCCAAAAAACUUCUUAUUCAUUUACAAACAUUUAUCACAAAAGAAAAUCUUUUAAAAAUUAAUUUAAAACUUCGUUCAAUAAGUUUUAUACAUGAUAUUCUUCGUCGACCACGAUUAUUCUCCAAUGUUGAAAAAUGGAAAGUAUCUGAAGUACGAUUAUUUAUUUUAUAUAUUGGCUUGCCUGUACUUGCUGAAUUUUUACCUGAAGAAAGAAUUGGAGAUUUUGCUUUAUACAAUGUUAUUCUUCGUCUUUUACAUGACUAUUGGGAUAAUGAUAAAAAAUUAGGUGAUUCAAUAUCUAGUUUAUUGAAAAUUUACAUUAAAAACUUAUCAAAAAAUGUUAUUUCCAAUGUGUGUCCACCCAAACUACUUACAAUAUUAACUCAUACUCAUCUCCAUCUUUCUUUUCAAUGUAAAAAAAUCGGUCGAUUAAACUGGUUAACAAACUUUGUUUUCGAAAGUUUUCUUGGCCAUUUGAAAGCAUUUGUGAAAGGUUCUUCUGGAGCAGGAAAUCAAUUGGCUUUUGCAUUUAUUUCCAAUUUCUUUUCUUUCAAAAAUACAAGGAAAUGA
Molecule: messenger RNA, 669 nt
Organism: Rotaria sp. Silwood2
Lineage: Eukaryota; Metazoa; Rotifera; Eurotatoria; Philodinida; Philodinidae
Source: the annotation of a GenBank genome assembly